CCACCACCCAUGUGCCCUCCUCCUGUCUCCACCAGCUCCUGCCGCUCAAUGAUUAGAGCUCUGUUCCCUCUCUCUCUCCCCUAACCCAAAACCCCAUAGAGACACACAACAACAACAAAAAAAACCUAUCUUUCUCUAUACAGACCUUAUUCAAGCUCACCACCACUACUAUUACUAAUCUCUUUACUGGGUAAAGAUUUUUAUUUGACGAAGAGGGGUAAGGCUGAGGGGUCACUACAGAAUUGGCUUUUCUUAUUCGACUCCAACUUUUUUUUUCCUUUUAAACAUGUCGAAUUCAGACGUCGGAGCAACUAACGGCGUCAAUAACGGGGCUCUGAUCGACCCUAAUCAGAGGCAACAGCAGCAGCAGCAGCAGCCACAGCAGCUAACGACGACUAAUGGAGCUUUAGUUGUCAAGAAGCCACCUUCCAAGGACCGUCAUAGCAAGGUCGACGGCAGGGGACGGCGCAUCCGCAUGCCGAUCAUCUGCGCCGCUCGUGUUUUUCAGCUUACUCGUGAGCUCGGCCAUAAGUCUGACGGUCAGACCAUCGAGUGGCUCCUCCGCCAGGCCGAGCCCUCUAUCAUCGCUGCUACCGGGACUGGGACCACCCCGGCCAGCUUCUCCACAGUCUCCGUAUCCGUACGCGGCAGCGCCGGAAACGGUCUCGGCGGAGUCUCCGCCUCUCUUUCUACGUCUUCGGGCAAUUCCGGGUCACUUGAACACAAGCCCUUGCUGGGUCCCACGCCAUUCAUCCUUGGAAAACGCGUGCGCCCAGACGACGGCGUCGGUAAGGAUAAUCACGACGGUCAUGACGGUGUUUCGGUAGUCGGAGCCAUGGGGUCCAUGGUGGGGUCCGCCACAACCGCGCCGGGCGGGUUCUGGGCCCCACACUUCGGACAAGUCUGGAGCUUCGCGGCGGCGCCGCCUGAUAUGCAGCCGUCGGUCUCGCAGCAGCCUUCGUUGUUUGUCCAGCAGCAGACGAUCGGAGAGGCCUCGGCGGCGAGAGUGGGAAAUUACCUUCCUGGGCAUCUGAAUUUGCUAGCUUCGUUAUCGGGUGGACAAGGAAAUUCUGGUCGUAGGGAAGACGAUCCUCGCUAAUUUAGGCUUCCAAGCUCUCUAGUUAUGGCGGCGGCGGUGUUUAUCGUAUAUAUAAAUAUGUGUAUGCUUAUUAUGCUUUUCGUGUGCGGGGGUUUGAGAGAGAUUUUUUUUUCCUUCUUUGCUUCAGUUAAUUUAGGGUUUAGAGUUGCAUUAGCUUUUGAUGGGGAAGAAAAAACAAUUUAGGGUUCGGUUGAAAUUCGGAGAAUUUAAGCCAUGUAUGAAUGAAUUCAAUUAGGGUUUUAGGGGUUCCAAUUGUUUAUUAGGAUUUUGCAGGGGUUUUGUCCUGAGGAGAAGAGGGAAGGAGUUUAGAAGAAUUAGAAUUCUGAAGAUGGAGAGGUUUGUUUCAACUUUCACCAUUGUAGCUGGGAAUUAGGUUUUCCUUUUUUCUUUUUUUACUUAUUUUUUUUUAGGGAAAUUCCAUGGGUCAAAACACAUUUGGGAUUUUCAACAAUUCGGAGCUAUAUGUGAAAUCAGCUCAUUAUUGUGAAGAAUGAAGUGAAUUGCCAUAUUGGCAAGCUCAUUUGGUUGAGCUAAUUGGGUGGUUUUGAUGUUUGAGCCUUGAAGUUGGUAUGGCACCACUGUUCGGAAGAUAUAUCGUUUGUGGAAAUGUCUCAUCCACAAAUGGGGUAUCUCUGCAAGCUUUAAUUUGGUCAUUGAAGCCCAUAAUAUCCACAUGCUGAUGAAAUUGGAGUUUUUCACUUGUGGUUGUAGUACAGAAUUGGUUUGUGCGCUUCAAACAAGCUCCUAAACCAAAUUCCAGAUUUUGUUGCUGAAAUUCCCCUUGCGAAUUUCAAUGGUGAAGAACAAACAGAAUUGGCAGUUCAUGGUGAAGAUUGCUAAUACUUUCACACGGUAUUGGAUUGCUUCUCUCGCUUUCUCUCUGUCUCUCUCUUUCUCUCUUUUCCACUUUCAUAUGCUCUGUGUUGUUGGUCUAAUGAAUAAUGAUAUGAAAAAGGUGACUGGUGUGUGUGAAAGAUAAGAUAGAAAGGAAAGAACAUAGCUCUUGCUCCUCUCUGUAAUACCACUGUUUUUGGGAAAUUUGGUCCGUAUUCCUCUAGCCAUUUCUUAGAUUUAUCAGCGUGAAGAAAAAUAAUGUGUUUAUUGUAUUUGAGUGGAUUGUUUUUGGGUGCAAUGUGGUGUGAAUAAAAAAACCCAUCUGUUCUUUUC
Humulus lupulus (European hop) is the source of this 2266-nucleotide messenger RNA. RefSeq names its product transcription factor TCP7. The transcript has a single exon. The record is from RefSeq and is a predicted model, not a curated record. Gene Ontology annotation, molecular function: DNA-binding transcription factor activity; sequence-specific DNA binding. Gene Ontology annotation, cellular component: nucleus. The coding region runs from base 287 to 1099 and encodes 270 amino acids. Lineage: Eukaryota; Viridiplantae; Streptophyta; Magnoliopsida; Rosales; Cannabaceae.